Molecule: messenger RNA, 495 nt
Organism: Chenopodium quinoa (quinoa)
Lineage: Eukaryota; Viridiplantae; Streptophyta; Magnoliopsida; Caryophyllales; Amaranthaceae
Exons: 4
Coding region: 1-495 (164 amino acids)
Molecular function (GO): nucleic acid binding
Source: RefSeq, a predicted model, not a curated record
AUGGAAGAAAGCCAUAAUACUCCAUAUUCUGUACUCCCAAGAGGGGACAAAUUAUGCAAGGACUUGAAGAGAGAAGUAGCUGAGUUUGUGAGUAAAUGCUUGACUUGUCAAAAGGUCAAGAUUGAUCAUAAGAGACCUAUGGGAAAAGUUCAACCUUUGGAAAUUCCUAGCUGGAAAUGGGAUUCUAUAUCCAUGGAUUUUGUCACAGGAUUGGCUAGAAGCAAAAGUGGCAAUGACACUAUUUGGGUGAUUGUAGAUAGACUUACAAAGUCUGCGGUGUUUAUUCCAGUUUUGUCAUUGAAGCGCGCACGGCUCCACCUCAACCACAACAGCCUUCUUAUCACGGUGGCACGACCUCAAAUAGUGGACCUGGUGUCUGUGGUUGGGCUACGGUGGUAUUUGGUGGAUGAAUUGCAGGUUGUGAGGGAGAAGGGGAGUUUGGUGAGGUGUUUAUAUCUCAUGGCGGACGAUCAGGAGCGUAACUGUGGGAUAUAA